Messenger RNA from Xylaria bambusicola, 1014 nucleotides. RefSeq names its product regulator of G protein signaling superfamily. Bases 1 to 1014 code for a protein of 337 amino acids. NCBI's taxonomy places the organism in Eukaryota, Fungi, Ascomycota, Sordariomycetes, Xylariales, Xylariaceae. The transcript has a single exon. The record is from RefSeq and is a predicted model, not a curated record.
AUGGGCAAAGUCAGAUCUAGACGAAACUCCCUAAUCUAUCGUACCACGUUCUUCCGGGAAUUAACACCAUCAUCAUCAGAUCUAGAAGACUGGGACGCUGAAACUGUCAUGGACCCGUCAUCAAGGCCAACAAGCUGGGCCAUACCGCGGACUGGCUCCCCUUUUCUGAACACCCCGACUCUAGAUGACAUUCUUUCAAACACAGCACCCCAACCAUGGACUCUCAGUGCUUUCAUGGCUUAUUUGUCACAGAACCAUUGCCUCGAAACUCUCGAGUUUGUAAUGGACGCUGCAAGGUACCGAACCACACACUUGCAGAUGGUUCAAGGACAGCUAUACGUUGGAAAAGAUUACAUAUGUGGGCUAUGGGAGAAAAUUAUCGGGGCAUACAUUCUGCCUGGCGCCCCUCGUGAAGUCAACAUCCCCGCACCUGUUCGUGAUCGACUUCUCAGUCUAACCUUCACGACCUCCACCCCGCCUGAUCCGACGGAAUUAGACGAAGCUACUAUGAUUGUAAAAGAAUUGAUGAAUGAUUCAGUGCUGGUACCUUUCUUGGAGUCGGUUGUGCCUGUAACGAUCGGAGCCCACCUCGAAGAAGACAUGAGGCCUCGGCAGGAACGCACGCGGCUACGAAUUCCUAAAGACAUCGGAUCCGAAGAAUCCAGCCAGUCUCCGAUAGCGACAAUCCUGCCACUAUUUGGCAUGGGACGCAACACGAGUCGGUCCAACUCGGGCUCGAGUGAUUCCCCAGAGGUCGAGAUGACCGAUGAUAGUUUGAGUCCCAGUUCUACUCCAACCGCCGAACCCAUGACUCCACCCACCACGCCACCUACUUCUGAUUUCUCUUUCCACCCUUCACCCAAAGCUUUCCAGCGUGCUCUCUCUGGAACCAGCUGGAAAAAGGUUGGCGCGAAGCUCGGAUUAGGAAGGAAGAGUAAGUCUUCACGUUCUAGCUCACCGACCGUGAGCGCGCCAUCCUCUCACCCCACGCAACCCAGCCAAUCUCCCUUAUAG